CUCUCCGCGGCCAUGUGGUCCGUGCUGUGGGCGGCCGUGCGCUCCAAGGCGCCCUACGUCACCUUCCCGGUGGCCUUCGUGGUGGGGCUGGUGGGCUCGCAGCUGGAGUGGUUCCUGCGCGGGGACCCCCCGGCCACGGCCCAGGACGAGAAGAGCAUCUCGGAGCUGCGCGAGGACCGCAAGCUGCAGGAGAUCGCGGGCGAGGACCUGACCAAGGUGGUGAGCCUGAAGGACAAGCUGGAGUUCGCCCCUCGGGCCGUGCUCAACAGGAACCGCCCCGAAAAGAGUUAAUAAAGGGUUGCCCGGGGCAAAGGCCGUGCCCUGGAGCGGCUGCCUGCACUGCCCUGGCGCUGCACGGCUGCCAUCAGCCCUGCUCCUGCACCCUGCGGGCCCUCCGGGCUGCCCACCCCCUGGAUGUGGCCGAGGAACAGCCCCCAGAGCCCGGGGAGAGCGGGCAGGGGGCCCUGCGAGAGCCUGUGCUGUGGUUGGAACUCAUCAGCCCCCGGCCCGGCCUGGCCCCUGAACCACAGAACCCUCCCGGCCUGGUUCCGCCUGUGUCUCCUCAGGUUUGGCUCCUUCCUUGGCCUGAACGUAGAAGAAGGUUGGACCUGAGUGCCGUGAGAUGGGGUCAGGCUGAGCACCGGCAGCAGGAG
This is a messenger RNA of Empidonax traillii (willow flycatcher), 653 nucleotides long. RefSeq names its product small integral membrane protein 12 (gene SMIM12). NCBI's taxonomy places the organism in Eukaryota, Metazoa, Chordata, Aves, Passeriformes, Tyrannidae. The transcript has a single exon. The record is from RefSeq and is a predicted model, not a curated record. The coding region runs from base 13 to 291 and encodes 92 amino acids.